This is a messenger RNA of Dermatophagoides farinae (American house dust mite), 6360 nucleotides long. Lineage: Eukaryota; Metazoa; Arthropoda; Arachnida; Sarcoptiformes; Pyroglyphidae. The record is from RefSeq and is a predicted model, not a curated record.
AUUCAACGUUUUUUUAGUCAUUCAUUAUUUAUUUUUUUUUUUGUUUUUUUUGUUGAAACAAAUUAAUUUGGCUCAUGAUCACAACAAUCGUUAAUCGUUGAAUCGUGCGUUCACUUUUUUUUUCUUUUAUAUGUAUUUUUUUUCUACUAUUUGAAUCUCAUCUUGUCCAAUUCUAAUCAUCAUCAUCAUCAUCAUCAUCAUAAUUAAAUAAUUCAAUUUACAAUGGCUUACUCAUUACCAGUCAGACAAUUUGGGAUUCUCCUAUGGAAAUCCUUCAUCAUUCGUAAACGUCAUUAUAUAUGGACUUUUCUGGAAUUAGCAUUACCAAUAUUCAUUGCAUCAUUAUCGAUAAUAGCUAAUUCUGGUGGUAAAGGUGGUACUAGUGUUGAAGAACCAAUCCGUUAUCGUCCAGUACCAGUGGAAAAAUCUUUACGUUCAUAUUAUACAGUAUUGUAUACACCUGUAAAUGAAUUUACAGUGAAUCUAAUGUCAAGAUUAAAUGAAAAAAUUGAUUGCCGUGGCGUUGAAUCUGAAGAAGAAUUGGAUGAUAUAAUAAAAUCCGAAAUACCAUUUACGAUAUCAGAUUCGGUGGAAAAAUUGCUGUUAGGUUUACAGGAAAAUGAAACAAUCGCUGGUGUGAUAUUUCAUUUUAAUGAUGAAUUCAGUGAUACACCGGAACCGACUAUCGAUAUCGGUAACGAUACAAUGGUACCACAGAAUCUUCGUUACACAUUACGUGUACGAGAUUUUGAAUUACAACAUGAUGCCUAUCCAAAAAAACAGGAUUUCGGCCCAUUUCCAAAUGCAGAUCAUUAUAUAAAGAAAAAUUUUGUCGCCAUCCAAUCAUUGGUUAAUUAUGCCUAUCUUCAAUUAUUGAGUGAAUAUCUUUAUCAAAAUGGUACUGAUGUGCCAUUUCCAAUACCGGAUAUGCGUGAUAUUCGUGCACAACGUUUUCCAUAUCCAAAAUAUAUUAGACAUCCAAGAUUUCAGGUAUCGAUUAUAUCACGUUUUUUUCCUGGUGCAACCAAAUUGAACACAAUUCAAUUGACAAUGGAAUAUUGUACCAUAUUGGGUUUUGUCGUCAUGAUUGUUUUGCUCAUUAAAGGAAUUGUUGAUGAAAAAGUCAAUCGAGCUCGUGCAAUGCUUCGUUUAAUGGGAUUAAAAGAUUUCAUCUAUUAUAGUAGCUGUUUUGCCAAUACAUUCAUUGUCAUGGUUGUACAAUCGGCAAUUUUAACAUUGAUGUUUUGUGUUGGCAGUGAAGCACAGCUAAAAGGUGCAUCAACAUCAUUAGUAUUCUGUUUAUUGAUUCUUUAUUCAUCGGCAUCGAUAAUGUUUGCAAUGGCUAUUGCGGUGUUUUUUAAAAAACCAACCAAUGCUAUGAUUAUCGGUUUUAUUAUGUGGCUUUCCAUCCAAGAAGUGGUGGCAAUGUUGUUUGAAAAACGUGCCGGUCUCACCGAAACAUCCGGUUUGAUUCAUAUACCAGAAUGGGCUCAUCUAAUCAUUUGUGCAUUGGUUCCAAAUUAUGCACUUAAAGUGAGCAAUGAAUUAUUUGUCGAAUCAGAAGUAUAUGCUGCAUAUGGAACAUUUGUAUCACAAUAUGCACAAUAUUCAGCUCAUUGGUCGAAUAUAUUCCGAGUAUUACCAUUGUAUAAAUAUCUAAGCGUAUUACGUGUUGCUGGUGCAUUGAUUUUCUCCUGUUUAUUUUACGGUGUAAUCGUCUGGUAUAUUGAUGUUUAUUGUGUCUAUAAACGACAAUCAAACGAAAAAUACCAAGGCGGUGAUGAUGAUGGUUACGAUAAUCCAGCUUAUGAAGAAACAGAUCCGGAAGAAAAUCGUAAAAAAUAUUUCGAAGCAGAACCGAAAAAACUUCGUGUCGGUAUCCAGGCAAAAGGAUUGCGAAAAGAAUUUGCCGUUAAAGUAGCCGUCAAAGAUGUUACAUUGAAUGUUUAUCAUGGACAAAUCACUGUUUUAUUGGGUCAUAAUGGUGCUGGUAAAACAACAUUUGCUUCGAUGCUUACUGGUCUUUAUCAACCAACAAGUGGUGAAUUAAAAGUAGACGGAACUGAUGCUAUCAAAAAUCCUGAAUUUUCUCGACGUCGAAUGGGUUUAUGUCCACAAUUUGAUGUUCUUUAUGAUGAAUUGACAUGCGAGGAACAUCUUCGUUUGUUUGCCGUUGUUAAAAAUUGUCCACCAAAACGUGUUUCAAUGGAAGUAUCACAUGUACUUGAACAACUUGGUCUAACAUUUAAACGUCGUGUAUUGAGUAAAGAUUUAUCCGGUGGAAUGAAACGACGUCUUUCACUUGGAAUGGCCAUGAUAAAUAAUACGAAAAUAUUGAUUCUCGAUGAACCUACCUCAGGGUUAGAUCCGGAAGCACGUCGUGGUGUAUGGGACUUUCUUCUAUCUAUCCGUAAAGAUCGUCUUAUCAUGUUAUCCACUCAUUGGAUGGAAGAAGCCGAUGUACUUGGUGAUCGUAUCGCUAUAAUGUCACGUGGUCGUGUUGUUUGUUGUGGUUCAUCCAUAUUUCUUAAACGUGUCUAUGCUGGUGGCUAUCAUCUUCGUAUUGCUAAAUCGGAUAAAUUUGAUUCAAAAUAUUUCCAAAAAUUUGUCCGUGAAAAUUUACCCGAUUCGAAAUUGGAAAAUGAAACCGGUAAUGAGAUCAAAUUCACUAUAGCACCCGAAGAUACGAAUAAAUUACCGGAUUUUUUUGAAAAAUUGGAAAAUGAUAAACAAGAAUUGGGUGUAUAUUCAUGUGGUGUGAACGUAUCAUCGAUGGAUGAUGUAUUCUUAAAGGUUAUUGAAUUGGAAAAUACCAAAUCAAAAUCAUUAGAAGCAGCCGAAGCAUCUAUGAAUCAUGAUCUACAAACAUUGGCCGUAGCACGUACUAGUCGUGCUAAUUCCGUUAUUUCAAUAUAUGCAACACAACAACAGAAUAAAACAAAUGGUGAUGGUGCGCCGGGCGCAUUCAAAACAACAAACAAUCAUCUAGAUGUAUUCAAUAAUAAUGCAUUCCGUGCCGGUAGUUUUAGUACUGAUCGUCCACUUUAUAAUAAUAAUAUUGGUGAUAUUAUUCAACGACAAACACCAAAAGUUCCACCUGGACGUUCAUUGACCAUAUUGAAAUUGAAAGCAUUAUUAUCGAAACGUGUACAUGAUAUAAAACGUAAUACAAAAACGGUGGUGCCCAUACUUGGCAUUGCUAUUGGUUGUAUUCUGGCUAUUCUUGGUUUGAUUGAAACCACUGUCAAUGCAACUGAUCGUUUUCCAAAUUGGAGUAUGGAAAUCAACACACAAGCAGCCGGUUAUGGACAUGAUAAUCUACGUGCCAUAUAUUUUGACCAAGAAAAAAGUAAUAACAUAUCAUUCCGUAAUUAUUAUGCAAAAGAAAUUCGUCAUGAACACUUUGGCCUUGUACAAUUGGAUGAUUCACGUAAUUUGGCACAAUUUUUCGGUAUACGAUCAAUAAAUACUAAUCGUAAUAAAGGUGCAUAUCUGGAUAAAUUCUAUCCAGAUAAAGCUGAAUCUACUACACAUUCAUCAUCAUCAAGAGUUCCAACAACACCACCACCAUCAACGGCACCGGCACGAAAUUAUUCACAAGCAUCUGAUCGUCUUUUGGACAUUGCACUAAGAGAUUUAAAUAUUUAUCGUGAAAAAUGGCUAAUUGGUGCAUCCACAGAAUAUUAUCGUCGUCGUUGGCUAUAUUUUGCAUGGUACAAUGGUGAAGCAGCACAUUCAUUACCAAUCAGUAUCAAUUUAUUGUAUAAUGCAUUAUUGAAAAAAUUGAUAUCGAAAGCAAAUUCAUUAUCCGUUGCAAAUGGUGGUCCAUCAUAUAAUCCAGAUAAUUUUAGCAUUAGCCUUGAUCAAAUUACAUUCGAACAUUUUAAUCCACAUUCAGCUUUUCUACCAUUUUUUGGUCGUGUUUAUAAUGGAAUAUUUUUUCCAUUUUCCGUUUCAUUUAUUGCUGCAUUCUAUGUAUUGUUUCCUACACAUGAACGUAUAUCCAAGGCAAAACUUUUACAGCUAAUGACCGGUCUUAGUGUACGGUUAUAUUGGAUUUCUAAUUUUAUCUUUGAUUAUACCGUAUAUUUUUGUUAUUUCGUUGCAAUGUUUACAUUGAUAUUGAUUUGGGAUCGUAGUUUUGGUUAUGGUCUUUAUUUCUCAAAUCCAUUAUCAACAUUGGCAUUCAUGUCAUUAUUUUUAACAUUCGGUUUGGCAGCCAUACCAUUUGCAUAUGUUGCAUCGUUAAUAUUCCGUAAACCAUCAACAGCAUUCGGUAUAUUAUGUCUGAUUUCGGUCAUUACCGGAAUCGGUAUGGGUGUUAUAGCAACAUUUUUUGAAACGAUUCUUGAAGAAAAAUUAAGUGCCGAAAUUCGUGGCCUAUUCUAUGCUGGCAUGUGGUUCACAAGACUUUCACCGGUUGUGGCAUUGAUUUUAGGACUACAAAAAUUGUUUACAUUAGAUUCAACACGUUUGAUUUGUGCACAAUUUCAAGCAUCAUUACGUGCCAUUCUUUGCGGUAUUUAUGCUGCAUCUCAACGAACCAAUCCGGAAUUGGAAGAGUUGAAAAUUCUUAAACCAGAACGUUGUUGUGAUGAGGUCUGUGGUAAUGAAUGUAUAUUUCAACAUCCAUUUUUCUGGUUUAAUUGGCUCGGUGUUAAUGAUGAAAUUUUUAUGCUCAUUUUGGAUGCCAUUCUUUAUUGGAGUUUAUUAGCAUUGUUGGAUAACAAAAAGAUUCGUGAAUCUGUUUCAAAACGUUUCCGUAGCUUUUAUCGUGGUACAAAAGAUGUAAUGAAAGUAUCGAAAAGUUCAAAAACAUUUAAAUUGGAACGUAUGGGUCAUGGUACAGCGUUCACCGAUAAAGAUGUUUUAGAAGAACGUGCAAGAACUGAAAAAAUUUUAGCAGCCAAAAAAAUGGAUCAAGAAGCAUUAUGUGUUCAUAAUCUAACAAAAAUCUAUUCCAAUGGUAAUUUCCGUGCUGUUGAUCAGCUUAGUUUUGCCGUUAGUAAGGAACAAUUUUUCGGCCUAUUGGGCAUAAAUGGUGCCGGUAAAACGACCACUUUUCGUAUGUUAACCGGUGAUCUAUCAUUGACACGUGGUAAUUCAUGGGCUGGUGGUUUUGAUCUAUUUUCAUCCACUCAAGAAUAUCAAGCACAAAUUGGUUAUUGUCCACAAUUUGAUGCAUUACUCGAUCGUCUUAAUUCAUUUGAAACAUUACAAUUGUAUGGCCGAUUACGUGGUAUUCCAGAUGAUGCUAUCAAAUUAGAAGUGAAUCGUUUGAUUAAAAAAGUUGACCUGCAAGCACAUGCUGCACGAAUGUGUCGAAAUUAUUCCGGUGGUAAUAAACGUAAAUUAUCAUUGGCAAUGGCAUUGAUCGGUGCACCACCAGUGGUAUUGUUGGAUGAACCAACAUCCGGUGUAGAUCCUGUUGCACGUCGUAAAAUGUGGGUAGCCAUUUCAGAUAUUCAAUAUGGUUCCGGUUGUAGUAUCAUUCUAACAUCACAUUCAAUGGAUGAAUGUGAAGCAUUAUGUGAUCGUAUUGCCAUUAUGGCUGCCGGUCAUUUUGAAUGUAUUGGUUCAACACAAUAUUUACGUACAAAAUUCGGUCAAGGUUAUUCAUUAAUCAUCAAAUUAAAUCCAGAUAUUGUUGCUGAAAAUGAUCUUUAUCUAGAUCAGGUACAGGAAUCUAUUGAAGAUCGUUUACCAAGUGCCGUAUUACGGGAUAUUCAUCAAACAUUAUUAUUCUAUCAUAUUCCACCGGAAUCCGAUGUUACUUGGGCAUCAUUAUUUCGUGCUAUGGAAGAGGCAAAAUCAAAUCUACAGCUAGAAGAUUAUCAAGUUGGUGAUACAACAUUGGAACAAAUUUUCUUAUCAUUUGCAAAGAAACAACCACAAGAAAGGCCUAAACGUAAAUCAUUGGCUGAUAUUGCUGAAAUGUUAUAGUAUCUAUAUAUCUAUAUAUAUUAAUUAUUAAUCUAAUAAUAUUAAUAAUGAUACAAUCAUCGAACACGUAAAUCAAUCAUUCAUUCAUAUAUGUGUGUGUGUGUGUGUGUGGAUUUAUAAUAAUUGCCUCAAAUCGAACGAUUCUCUUAUCAUCAUUUUGUCACUCAUAAUCAUCACCAUCAUCAUCAUCAUCAAAAAAAUUUCAUUUUUUUUUCUCUUCUUCUUCUAUACACACAAUGUUCAUUUCAACUAUAUACAGCAAUAAUUUUCAAAUUGUAAAUCAAAUUUAUCACCAGAAGAAAAAAAAAAUCAUUUUUUUGGGCUAAGGAAUCUACGUAAUCACACACACACACACUCACACACAGAUACACUAUAUUUUUGUGAUCAUGACAACGGUGAUUGUGACAAACAAACAAA